GAGGAGGAGGAGAAAGAAGUAGAAUAAGAAAAGAGGAAAAAGAAAGAGAGUGGUCCAGGAUAAAAUUACCUUUCGGAAGAGAAGCCACAUAAAUGGUUAGAAUGCAUCCAAAGCAGGACUUUUUAAGAUUGGAUAACGUGAAGUAGGUUUUGAUCUUUGAAUAUAUUUUCAGAGAUUUGAAAGAUUUAAAUGCUAUCUGUUGAUGUAAAUACGAAUAUGUCUAUACAUGAGAGAAGAUGGCGAAGUCAAGGCUUUCUCGUUGAGAUUUCCCAAGAUUAUACGAAGAAAAGAAAAAGAAUAGAAUGAUGUUUACCUGUAUUUUUCUGAUGAUACGUAUUGCGAACUGACAGGUUGAUUUUCGAAAGUAAUAAGUUCUUUUUAAAAAGUUUCAUGUAAAAUUAAAUGUAACUCGUUAUAUUUCUUUGUAUAUUCUUGUUUAUUAUAUUUUUUGAAUUCUAAACUCUAUAGUUGAUAUAUAUAUCUAUCUAUAGCGUUUCUUGUUAAAACAGGAAUAAAAAAAGUUAAAAGAAAAGGAAAUUUGAACAAAUUUGAAAUGGUAGGAGCGCAUAUGCGGGAAUAGAAUGAAAGGGAGAAAGCUGCAAGAUAUAAUAAAACGUAACAUAUAUCUUCAUAAUUAAUAUUGUAAGAAAACUAUCAAAUGAAGUUAAAUGAAUGCUUGAAAAUUCGAUCAAUUCGCUUGACGAAGUAAAAAGAAACUCUUACGUACUCAUCCGCAUAAUUACGUAUACAAUAAAACGAUGCUAAAACUAAUUAGAAUUGAUUGCAAUUAAAACAAGCACAAUUACUUUCUUCUUGGAAAGGCUUUUUAUGAGUAAAAAAGACGGUCGUGAAGUAAAAUCGCUGGGCUCGACUUCAACGUUGCCCUGUAAUUUUCUGUGUAUCGUUUAGCGAUAAUUCGAAACUCAAAGUAGACUGUUUUGCGAGCUCCCACGCGUGUGUCUGUUAUAAAUGUUGCGAAGAAGAGGAAGCCGAACGUCCGUUUACCUUAUUACAAAUAAGACUAUAUUCGUGCCUAUGAACUUAAUAAUAUUUGUCUAUGAACUUAACGAUUUACUUUUACAACGAGGUCGAUCUAAUGGUUUUUUAUUAUAAUAAUUAUUCAUUUGACAACAUAAUCUUUUAUCAUAAUAAAAUAUUUUAAUAAAAUCUUUCCUGAAUGAAAUAUAUAAAACGUAUCAUUAUAAUGAUACACGAAGAUCAUCGAAAUAGUACUCGAGUUGCUAUUGAAAAAAAAGAAAAAAAAAAAAAAAACGAAACAAUGAAAUCGAAAGGCAAAGAAAAGAAAGAAAUAACGAACAAUCAUGGUAUGUUUGAAAAGUCGAAGACAUCGUAGUUUAUUUUUUCUCAUUUUUCAAGGCUUUCUCGCCUUGGGCAAGUCGAAGAAGAGUCAAGAAUGUAACCGAAGUGAUCGUUCCAGCAGUUCGGAACGAUAACUCGUACAUCAAACACACGUGGCACGUCUCCAUGUGAGGCAAAAGACGACGCGAGUAAAGCACCGUUUCGACUUCUUCGAGUCUUUGAACCUUACAUGGUGACUGGUUCGUGGCGUUAACCAUAAAGGAUGUUGUUUUAGACACGUUGAAAAAAAAAAAUAAAAAACAGUUUUUCAUUUUGUCUCGUACGAGAAUAUAUUGAAAAAAGAAAAAGAGAAAAUAAAUAAAUAAAUAAAUAAAUUUGUCAAAUAAGGAAAUGGUCUGCUCAAAAUAAUAUAAUAAAAGGAAGAUUUUGUGGUGAAAAACAAAAAAGAAAAAAGAAAGAAGGAAAGAAGAAAUCGUUCAACCAAGAAAUGAGGGCACCAUGGCUCGUUUUGAUACUAAUGGAGUUACCGGACGUUGUCCUUGGGGUAUCUCUAUGUUACCGUAAUGACACUGACUUUAGUGUCAGGGGUCAAAGUUCAGGAGAGAUCUUUGUUAGAAGAAGACGAUCCCUUGUCUUUCCAAAGGGCAGCGCUUUCGUGACGACCUUGGCUAUGUUGAAAGCUAUUAUGGUUAAAGAACCACCAAAUUGGAACAUGAUAUAUGAAUUCGAUGUGAUAUGGCCAAUACCAAGUGAGGAAAAUUUUCGAAAGAAUUUAUACAGAAAGCCAUGGAUUAUAAAGCGACGUCACAGACGAGAGAUUUACAGUAAUUUCGAAGUGGCAUUAAACAGCCAAAAUCUCCCUGGCCGUCAAUGCGUUCUUAGAGCUAUUUGUGAGACUGCCUCGAUUCUGAAUCAACCAGGCUUGUCGUUGGUGGAAAAAGCGUUGAAAGUAAUCCUUAGCAAUUCCGAAGACGUAGAAGAAAAUGAUUGUUACGAUAGAGCUUAUCGAAAAGAUACGGAUUGUCACAUUGAGUAUCCUUGCCCGUUUUCUUUUAUAGAAUUACUCUUAUAUAGCUUGUACUCUUGAAAUUCGAUAUAAAAAUGAAAAUGCUUUUCUCGAUUAUACGUAAUUUAUUUUUUAUUCUCGAAACGAUUUAUCUUUAAAUCUGAGAAAUAUUACGAAUUAAAUAGCAUUUCUGGUUGAAGCAUUAAAAACAAAAAUCUUCCAAGAUGCUUCACUACGGCGAAAGGUACUUACUUAUGAGUAAGUACUUGCGGUGUAUCUCUUGCUGUCAUGACAUUUUGUGUUUCGUGAAUUCUACUUAGAAAAACCGAAUGAUCUAAAACCUGAAAAACGGUGAACUUGCUACCGUUAACUUCUUAUAUGUCAUUUUGGAGUGCAGAUGUACGGAUAUAAUUAUCAAGAGGAUGACGAAAGUUUAACACUAUCACUAAUACAAUUUUUUCUUAAGAUAAUAUUUAAAACAUUGACAGUUAAU
Molecule: messenger RNA, 2819 nt
Organism: Vespa velutina
Lineage: Eukaryota; Metazoa; Arthropoda; Insecta; Hymenoptera; Vespidae
Exons: 4
Coding region: 1808-2407 (199 amino acids)
Source: RefSeq, a predicted model, not a curated record